AUGACCGCUGGCAUUUUGGCUCAUUUCCUAAGACUGGAGUGUGAUUAUUUUUGGGUGUCAAAGCACAUGCCAACCAGGAUCUAUGUGGGAAACCUGGACAGAGAGGUUCCACCAGAAAAGGAGGAUCUAGCCCGAAAGUUCAAAAAGUAUGGCGACAUCGUGGAUGUUUGGGUGUCGCGGCAGCCACCAGGGUUUGCCUUUGUCACCUACGACACCUACAAAGAUGUCGGAUGCUUAUCUGCUUGUGGAUGUCCUGCCAACGUUCUUAACGAAACAUCUCACAAUCAUGUCUUGGAGUUAUAUCAAGGGCACAAUCAUCAGACAGUAUAG
Cladocopium goreaui is the source of this 330-nucleotide messenger RNA. The record is from the annotation of a GenBank genome assembly. NCBI's taxonomy places the organism in Eukaryota, Dinophyceae, Suessiales, Symbiodiniaceae.